Messenger RNA from Leptinotarsa decemlineata (Colorado potato beetle), 878 nucleotides. RefSeq names its product COMM domain-containing protein 2. The record is from RefSeq and is a predicted model, not a curated record. NCBI's taxonomy places the organism in Eukaryota, Metazoa, Arthropoda, Insecta, Coleoptera, Chrysomelidae.
CAAACGUCAUAAUAAAUGAAGAUAACCUCAAAGUAAGAUUCCAAAAUGUUAAUUUCAUUGAGAAACGAUCACAAAGAUCAUUUGAAGAUAUUAACUCUUCAACCUCUUCAAGUACUAGUAGAUUUUUGCAAACUUGCCAUCGACUUCAUUCACAAUGGACCAAACAACAAAAGGUACACCGUAGCUGCCCAGAAGUUAGAAGUUGAAAUUGAAACAAUAAGGAAUUGUAUCUAUGGAUUAGUCAAUCUCUUGCAACUUAGCUGCAAGCAUAAGCUGAGUGAGGCAGACUUCCGUGACUCGAUUUUAACCUUAGGAUUUUCCCAUGAACAGCAAUCUAUUUUGAGUCAACUGUACGAAUCCAAACAGGAAGAAAUUCAAGAACUGCUGAGUGUACCAGUAUGCGAACCACAUUAUGAAAAUCUUAAAUGGCGAUUUGAGGCACAGGUUUCAUCGAGAGCCCUUUUACAACAAGCAAUACCUAUAGUAGCUAUGGAACUUGAACUGAAAACUGAGAGAGACGAUAAAAGUGGAAGCAAAAAGGAAAAAAUUUUGUUACAAUCAGAUCCAAAUAAUUUAAUGCAUAUUGCCAACGAAUUGGAAAAAGCCUUGCUAGAAUCGAAGAGCAGAUAUUCUAGGAAAAUCCAGAGAACAUUGAAGAAUUAAUUUAAAUUUGGACUUGCUAAAACUUUCUUCCGUUGAGCAAACAUGUGGAGAUACAGUUUUGGAAACACUAAAAAAAGUUGAAAGAAAUAAGGUACUCAUGAUAUAUACAAAAGAUAAUAUAAUUGUACAGUGUUUUAUAUUUACAUAAAGUAUCAAUAAAGACUGCAGUUUGGCCUCCAAUUUGUUAUCAUAAUUAAUAAAAUCUCAGAGAAUGA